AAACGUCAUUUGAACCCCACGCAUCUCUGAAGAACGAGGACUCCCCAGAGAACUCGAGAACUCGGAGGGGGGAGCGAGAGAGGGUGACGGGAGAUUGAAGUCGAAGCAAUCAAAUUAGGGUUUUUUGAGUUGGAUGAGCUUUCUGUAGAUAUACAAUCAAUUUGGUUGGUAUACUGGAGAACUCGCUUUGAGAGCCAUGAGUAAGCAACAAUUGAUCUAUAGCUUUGUGGCAAAGGGAAAUGUUGUUCUUGCGGAACACACCUCCUUUUCUGGAAAUUUCAGUACAGUUGCAGUUCAAUGUUUGCAAAAGCUUCCUCCAAACAGUAACAAGUUCACGUAUUCUUGUGAUGGACAUACGUUCAACUUCCUCGUUGAUAGAGGAUUUGUUUUCCUUAUAGUUGCUGAUGAAGCAGUUGGAAGGAGUGUACCGUUUGUGUUUCUAGAGAGAGUGAGAGAUGACUUUAUGAAACGCUAUGGGUCGAGUGUUAAUGUUGAGGAUCCUCACCCGCUAGCUGAUGAGGACGACGAUGAUCUGUUUGAAGAUAGGUUUAGUAUUGCCUAUCAGCUUGAUCGCGAAUUUGGUCCAGUAUUGAAGGAGCAUAUGCAGUACUGCAUGAGUCAUCCUGAAGAAAUGGGAAAACUGUCCAAACUGAGAGCUCAAAUUACAGAGGUUAAAGGAAUAAUGAUGGACAAUAUUGAGAAGGUUCUUGAUCGUGGUGAAAAGAUUGAACUUCUAGUUGACAAGACUGAGAACUUGCAGUUUCAGGCUGACAGCUUUCAUAGGCAAGGCAGGCAACUUCGACGGAAGAUGUGGCUUGACAAUGUCAGAUUCAAGCUUAUCAUGGGAGGCGGUCUCGCUUCCCUCAUCCUCAUCAUAUGGCUGAUGGCCUGUGGAGGGUUCAAGUGUUCAUGAGCUAAAACAAUGAGUCCCUAGACUAAUCACCUUCAUAUUUCGUUAUUCUGUAAAAUUCGUGCUGUUUAUAUGGUUAUUUCCACCCUUUUAUGCAUAGCAACCUACACUUGGUUUGCCUUCAAAUGACAAUGGUAGCGACAGUUUCUCUUGCAGCAACAUCUUCUGUUUGUUGUUUGAUGAAAGAUAUAUAGGUUGUUAUUCCAAAGGGUUAAUUGUGGGUAGAACCCCUGUAGUACUGCUGUUUUAUUGACCUCCUCUAGUCUGUUGUUGCAGAUAGACCCGUGAGUGAAAUUUUUUUUUAUAUUUUAAAUAGCCUCGGGAAGUCUAUUUGUCCAAAAAAAAAAUCUCUUCCUUUGAAUGUAAAACAAAAAUUCAUUCAGGGAGUCUCAACAGCGAGACUGCAGCAACAACAAUACAGGGGUUUAGCUGCAAAUAAGCUUAUUCUGAAUGUGCUACUUCUGCUGGAGCCUCUCUUUUGUGUAAAUUCCUCCGGAGAUUUGUUAACUGAGUAAUGCUUGACGCCUUGUGAUCCGGUUUCCUUUCAUCUGUUUGUUCAAGGAACUGAGCAGGAUUUUUAUGUGAAGUGAAAUGAAUCUGUCGUAAUUUGAGGUGGCGUUUGUGCCCGCUUUGUAA
Messenger RNA from Asparagus officinalis (garden asparagus), 1546 nucleotides. Its product is annotated as vesicle-associated membrane protein 727-like. The record is from RefSeq and is a predicted model, not a curated record. The coding region runs from base 197 to 913 and encodes 238 amino acids. NCBI's taxonomy places the organism in Eukaryota, Viridiplantae, Streptophyta, Magnoliopsida, Asparagales, Asparagaceae. The transcript has 6 exons. Gene Ontology annotation, biological process: vesicle-mediated transport. Gene Ontology annotation, cellular component: membrane.